Parnassius apollo (apollo) is the source of this 483-nucleotide messenger RNA. The record is from the annotation of a GenBank genome assembly. Lineage: Eukaryota; Metazoa; Arthropoda; Insecta; Lepidoptera; Papilionidae.
AUGUUUAAAGCUCUUAUAUUAUUAGUCUCUUUAACAACUGUACUAGCAGAAACUGAUCUUCACAAAUUUGAAGGAGAAUGGUACCAUGUGGCCACCUACUCUGCAGCGUCAGACCUGCAUACCUGUGAUUUGUUUAACAUCACACUCAACGGAAUGCCUUGUGAAUGUGAAGGGAGACCGGCUUCUGGCUUAAAGUUCAGUAUGGUCACGUUACCAGUUAUCGUCGUGAAAGACUACAGCGAGGUAGAAGCCGCAUUAGCACGGAACUGCACCACUCUCAAUGUAAUGAAGACAAUGGCGGUCCGACUGGUAAAUGAUAAUUUCUUUGUAGCAUACGAAAAGUGUUAUAAGUGCACGGAGAAGGAACCGAAUACGGCGAAUCUGAUGGCGAAGUUCCUGCCAUCGAAGAAGGAAUUGGAGAGUUUGGAAGGAAUAGACGAGUUAAAAGGAAGGCGUAGUAUGACUUGUUAUCUUAUACAGUGA